UGGAAUGUUAUGCGGAAAGUGGAUGGUUAAAAAUAGGACGAUUUGAAAGGAAAUGCGUGGAAUAACGAAGUUGUUUGGAAAUUUAUUAUCCAGGAAUCUUAGAUGCUUUUAUCAAGUUGGUUAUUUAAGGAGUAAUAUUUUGAAGACAAGACAUCUUUGUACAACAAGAAACUUGUUUGUUUAUUUUAAUGAGAGAGCUUUUUCUUCGCCCAAAAGGACAAGGGAAUUAUGUGAUGCUCCCUCAGUUAGAUGCUGGAAAUGUAACUACAGUUACUCUGCCAGUGUUGAUGGAGAAGCUGUGUUUUUUUGUCCAUCAUGCAAUGUUAUACAAGAGCCAAUUUCAGAUCGUACAUAUUUUGAUCUAAUCAGUUGUAAACCAUCAUUUGACCUAGAUACGCAGUACCUGACAGAGCAGUUCCGUAGCCUUCAAAGCCAUCUUCAUCCUGAUAAAUUCUCCCUUAAAUCUGAGAGAGAACAGAAUAUGUCAAGUCUCCAGUCAUCACUUGUGAAUGAAGCAUAUCAAGUGUUGCUCAAACCUUUAUCAAGAGGACUGUAUCUGCUAAAACUUGAAGGUCUGUCUAUAGAAGAAGGAGACACAGGAAGUGAUGUUGAAUUUCUUAGUGAGGUUAUGGAAAUGAAUGAGAUGCUUGAGAGUGGAACUGAGGAAAUGUUAAGAGAGUUGAGAAGGGAAGUGGAAGGCAAACUGGAGUCAUAUAGAGAAAAUGCUUCAGAAGCGUUUGAUAAAGAGGAUUUUUUAGCUGCAAAGGAAAUCUUAUCAAAAAUGAAGUACUAUGAUAAUAUCAGCGAACAAAUUCGUGAGAAAAUCAUGGGAUGAAAUUGUACAAAACAGCUGGCGCCUCCACUCAAGGCAGAAUCUUCACUUGGUGAAGGUGUUCCUCGUGUCUUUUUUGCACCCUCUUUUACACGAACUCGAGCGUU
Messenger RNA from Dendronephthya gigantea, 939 nucleotides. RefSeq names its product iron-sulfur cluster co-chaperone protein HscB-like. The transcript is spliced from 7 exons. Gene Ontology annotation, cellular component: mitochondrion. NCBI's taxonomy places the organism in Eukaryota, Metazoa, Cnidaria, Anthozoa, Malacalcyonacea, Nephtheidae. Gene Ontology annotation, molecular function: protein-folding chaperone binding; ATPase activator activity. Gene Ontology annotation, biological process: [2Fe-2S] cluster assembly; protein complex oligomerization. Bases 53 to 835 code for a protein of 260 amino acids. The record is from RefSeq and is a predicted model, not a curated record.